Messenger RNA from Cotesia glomerata, 1155 nucleotides. RefSeq lists its product as uncharacterized. The transcript has 5 exons. Bases 193 to 1155 code for a protein of 320 amino acids. NCBI's taxonomy places the organism in Eukaryota, Metazoa, Arthropoda, Insecta, Hymenoptera, Braconidae. The record is from RefSeq and is a predicted model, not a curated record.
UGAAUAUGUCUAAGAUUUGGUUUCAUAAUUACUUCUUUUGUACAAGAAAUUUUUGAUAAUUUUGAAGACUAUUGAUGUGAAAAAACAAUUAUAAUAACACGCCAUGUAAUUAUACUAUCGAUAGUGUACUAGUUCUCAGUCAUUAUACUUGUAUCAAAGUGUUAACAAGUAAUACAAUCUUUUACAGUAAAUAUGCCGUUCAAAUUGUUCGGCUGUUGUAUUUUUGUUUCAUUAUUCUUUGCUUACAUUGCUUGUAUAGAAGAUAUCAAGAUACCUUCAAAGAAAAAGGAUCAGCGAAUUAACUUGGUGAACGAAUUGAUGGAACAAUGUUUUGAUAUUCAAGCGAGUAUUUUGAUAACUGAUUCUCCGAGCAAUUCGUUUGUUAACGAACUUGAUGAAAGUAUGCCGCAAUCUGUGUUAUUUCUUAACAAAUCAGCAAUCUACAACAUACCGACAAAUCAAAAUACGCCAGUUCCUUCGAUUAUUAUGAUAUUGUCAUCACCUGCAGCAAUGGAACAUGUUCUUGUUAAUGAAGCAUGGCGAAAUUUUAAUCAAUACUUCAUAAUUUUGGACGGAAACAAUGGCAACGGAUGCAUUAGUGCUCAAUCAUUUCUGAUGGAAGCUUGGAAAAAUGAUAUACUGAAUGUUGUCUUCAUUUGCUUGGAUCAUCAGAAUCAAGUUCCGAAAAUUUAUAGCUUUAAUCCUUUUACGAAUUCGGCCCCAAUGUCUUGGAUGAAGAUUUCAGUGGUCUCGGCAAUCAAUAAUCAUUCGUGGACUUUGUUCAGUCAAAACUAUACUGCUGGUGACACUUUAUGCUCAGACUUAUUUUAUAAAAAAAACUGGAAAUCUUGCUGUUCUCAGCUUCAGGAAAAUGAGGCGUUUGCUGAAAUAGAAACGUUGCUUUAUCCAUUAGUAACUGAAAACUGUCACAUGCCGAAGAAGCCACUUAUCCCCGAAAAGCACUAUUGUUACAUAACUCAACGUAAUUGGCCGAUAUUCCCUGAAAUAAACGAAAAAUUAUUGAUGUUAAUUGAGAGUGGAUUGAAUGAUUAUUAUAUUAAAAAAGUUUUAGCGAGAUAUCAACAUUCGAAACAUCAAGAGCCUGAGCAAUAUCAAGUAUUAACAAUGGAUCACAUGAAGUGUUUGAUAGAAUAA